ACGUGAGGUUCAAAUUCUCCAUGGAAAAAAAAAAAAACAGAGGCUUUUGAAAACAAUUAUAAUCCAGCUUCCGCUUGCUCAAUGAAACACCCACAUCGGACAUACUCUCAGUAGACUGAGCUACUGAGCUUUUCUGCUCUAAAGCUUUGUUCAAUGGCGAAGCCAGUUUCAAUUGAGGUUUGGAACCCAAAUGGGAAAUACAGAGUGGUCAGCACGAAACCGAUGCCCGGAACCCGAUGGAUUAAUCUCUUGAUCCAACAAGAUUGUCGUGUUGAAAUAUGCACUCAGAAGAAAACAAUCUUAUCUGUUGAAGAAAUUAUUGCUCUGAUAGGCGAUAAGUGCGACGGAGUCAUUGGACAGUUAACUGAAGAUUGGGGAGAGACACUGUUCUCUGCGCUGAGCAGAGCAGGAGGAAAAGCCUUCAGUAACAUGGCUGUGGGAUACAACAACGUUGAUGUCAAUGCUGCCACUAAGUAUGGUGUUGCCGUUGGAAACACUCCUGGAGUAUUAACAGAGACGACGGCAGAGUUAGCAGCCUCACUUUCUUUAUCAGCAGCUAGAAGAAUCGUUGAAGCAGAUGAGUUCAUGAGGGCUGGCUUAUAUGAUGGAUGGCUUCCUCAUCUUUUUGUGGGAAACUUGCUUAAAGGACAGACUGUUGGUGUAAUUGGAGCUGGUCGUAUUGGUUCUGCUUAUGCUAGAAUGAUGGUUGAAGGGUUUAAAAUGAAUCUGAUUUACUUUGACCUAUACCAAUCAACCCGUCUGGAAAAGUUUGUCACAGCCUAUGGUCAGUUUCUAAAAGCCAAUGGUGAACCACCUGUGACUUGGAAGAGGGCAUCAACCAUGGAUGAGGUGCUUCGCGAGGCUGAUGUGAUAAGUCUUCAUCCUAUCCUGGAUAAAACAACUUAUCAUCUUGUCAACAAAGAAAGACUUGCAAAGAUGAAGAAGGAAGCAAUCCUGGUGAACUGCAGUAGGGGGCCUGUGGUUGAUGAGGUAGCACUUGUGCAGCAUCUGAAGGAAAAUCCCAUGUUUCGAGUUGGUCUUGAUGUCUUUGAGGAUGAACCGUUCAUGAAACCUGGGCUUGCUGACAUGAAGAAUGCAAUUGUGGUACCUCACAUAGCUUCUGCUUCCAAGUGGACUCGGGAAGGAAUGGCAACACUGGCUGCUUUGAAUGUCCUGGGAAAAAUUAAAGGAUACCCGAUUUGGGGUGAUCCAAACCGUGUAGAGCCAUUCAUGAACGAGAAAUCUCCACCACCUGCAGCAUGCCCAAGCAUUGUCAAUUCAAAAGCUUUAGGUUUACCUGUUUCAAAGCUGUAAGCACAGACAGCUUGAUAUGUAUGGCCUCUUGGUGCAGAUAUACGUACUGAAGCUGUAUGGGUUGUAUCGAGUUUUUCUUUUCUAAGGAUAUCUCAUAAUCUGUAUAUUAGCUUAUGAAGAAUGUUGAUAACAUUGUAUAUUUGCUACAUCAUCUUUUACACAAACAAACCUAUCUACUUAACUUUUCUGAUCAGGGUGUGGAUAUCUGAAUGUGCAUGCUUGGUUGAUACUGGAGAUGUUGCCAGGGGGGUCCGCUGAAACGUAAAUUUUUAUAUCAAGCAUGAUAAAUUCGCAUAUAAUGUAUGGGUUAUGGUUAUUACAACUGUGUAACUAUGUGUGUCAAAUAUAUGCUGUGUGUUUACUGAUUGAUAUUUCCUUGCCAAUUACAGGAAAAAAAAAAAUAUAUAUAUAUAUA
Molecule: messenger RNA, 1729 nt
Organism: Ilex paraguariensis (yerba mate)
Lineage: Eukaryota; Viridiplantae; Streptophyta; Magnoliopsida; Aquifoliales; Aquifoliaceae
Source: the annotation of a GenBank genome assembly